GAGUCAAUGAAAUAAAAUUAGUAAUACAGUUACGCCGCGUACUCAGCAGAGACUGCACGUCUCGUCGCGUUUUAAAUUAUAAAAUGUAAACAAAAACAUUGUUUAUGUAUUGAGUGAAACAAGUCGUUAUUACCGGCAUAAUGAUGGAAAUAACUACAGUUAUGUUUGUGAGAGUGUCUAGUUUGUUUGUGUUACUGUGUGUGAAUUUGGAUCAUGUUUUCUGCCACACUUUUGUAAAUGAAUUGUCCAAUAAAGCUGUGACUAAAGUUGAACACCAGCAUGUGCACUGCAACCACAGACACCCCAAAGCUGAUGAAGUAAUCAGAGGGGUGCAUAUAGAGGCGGCACAUCUCGUGAAGAAACGGAGUAUAGACCAGCCGCUUCGAAUUAGCAUAUUCUAUGACCAUUCCGUCUAUAGAUUAGAGCCAGAGAAAUUCGACAUGAUCAAUAACACGAUUCUCCCUAAGGCGGUCAAGUUUUGGGAGGAGGCGCUCAAGGUCCGGAAAACAGGAGGUCCUAUUAAACUUAACAGAAAGUGCCCAACUCGGCAAGUGUUCGUGCGGGGCGGGCGCUCGCAUUGCAUCGACUCCUGCAGCGCUGAGACUAUGUGUGGUGAAGUCAGGGUGCCAGAGAAUCAUUUAAACGCGUGCUACGUCUGUAACAGCACCGGUCAGAACUGCCGAGCGUUGCCACGACGAAGAAUCAUUAUAGAGGAUGACAGCACGGAAAUCACCGGCAAUGCACUGACUGAAGGCACCGAAGACACCGAUAUGCCAGAUAUAGAAGAAGAGGAGCCUAUAGGCGUUGAGAACACGGAUUUCGUGCUGUACGUGAGCGCUGUCGAAACGGAGAGGUGCCGCCGCGGGCUGACCGUGGCGUAUGCUUCGCAUUGCCAGCAGGAAAGCGCGCUAGACAGACCAGUGGCCGGGCACGCCAACUUCUGUCCCGGCGAGCUCUCCACCAAGUACCGUGACCUCCCAAGCCUGUUGUCCACCGUGCAGCACGAGAUGUUACACGCGCUGGGUUUUAGCGUGUCUCUAUUCGCGUUCUACAGAGACGACAACGGCGAGCCGCUCAUGGAGAGGCGACCGGACACGGGAAAUCCACCCCUCGAUGAAGAACUGCAGAUCCACAAGUGGUCGGACCGCGUUGUCCGGAACGUCACAAGGAAAAAAUGGAUGAUUCGCGGCGGCUACAUCGAGAGGACUUUUCACAUGAUCGUCACGCCGAGGGUCGUCAAAGAGGUCCGAGAGCACUUCAACUGCUCAACUUUAGAGGGGGCAGAGCUGGAGGACCAAGGGGGGGACGGCACCGCGCUCACGCACUGGGAGAAACGACUCUUUGAGAACGAAGCGAUGACCGGCACCCACACGCAGAACUCCGUCUUCAGUCGCAUCACCCUCGCCCUGAUGGAGGACACGGGCUGGUACCGCGCCGACUACAGUGUGGCAGCGCCUUUAGACUGGGGCCGCGGACUCGGCUGCCAGUUCGCGACGACGUCGUGCAAGCAGUGGCUGAACGCACAAAGGUUGAGGCGUAAAAAUCCGGCGCCAUUUUGUGAGCGCAUCAAGGGGGACCCGCUAAGGACAGAAUGCUCGCCACGGCGCUCCGCCGUUGUUCUGUGUAACCUUGUUCGACAUGAAAACAUAUUGCCUAGAGCUUAUCAGCACUUCGACACGCUCCCCAACGUGGCACCAGGCGAAGAGGCGCACUACGGAGGCUCCGUGUCCCUCGCUGACUACUGUCCUUAUCUGCAGGAGUUCACGUGGCGGCACAAGAGCGUACUUAUACGAGGCAGUCGCUGCGAGUAUGACGAAAACACACCCAAGACUGACGUUAACUUCGCGCUGGAGAACUACGGGGCUCACUCCAAGUGCUUCGACCACAGCGAUCGAGUUUGGGAGCAGAAGUCUUGCCGACAGAUACGAGAAUGGCAGCACUGGGGCUCCGGGUGCUACAAGUAUAAGUGCGAAAGCGGACGCCUGCAUAUUGUGGUGGGCAACUACUCCUACACCUGCUUUCACGCGGGGCAGGUGCUGCAGAUCCGUAUAAUAAAGAGGGGCUGGCUCCACAAAGGUGGCGUGGUCUGCCCGCCCUGUAGGGAGGUGUGCGGCGCCGAGUUCAAGAGCCGCGGUGAAUAUUGCAAAGGUGGCGAAGAGGCGAUGCCGCCUAACCUGUACCCCAGUGACGUAUUACCGUGCUCGGCGCCAUCUUUGUUACCGGCCGCCAUCUUGAUUGCGGCUGCCAUCUUGUGUCGCGUCUUUUAAUCGCUUAAAUUACCAUUUUUGGCCAAUUGUAUGAACUGUAGGUGUACUGCCCAGUACAAGAGCCCCCUGUUUAUUAGCGUGCAAUUUAAAUGUCAAGCUUAAGUUUCUAACUUGCGCCACAAGAUGGCAGAACCUGAAACGCACUAUGUAGCGUGUGAAAAUUAGGCGGCAGCACCUGCUUUAAUGUGAAGUGUCAAUGUCAAGUUUAAGUCCCAACGCGUGGAUGAAUGCAUACGGUCACUAUAUGUCCUUCUCGUAUCAUUAUAUGUGGUAAGAAAAGACAAGACAGAUGCUUUGUUAAUAUGAUGAAAACGAAGGUAUAAUUGUUUGCUAUCGCAUUUUCUCGGAAACGUUCGUAUUUGUCAUGCUACUUCAGUCAACCUCAGUACUUUUUGUGCCGAGAAUGACUGAAACAGCAAGACGCGUUCGUACGUUUCCGUGAAAAUACGAUGGAAAAUAAUUAUGCACUACAUCGAUAAUCGGUUGUCAUUUUGGCUACGCCAUAUAAGAUGCAAGUAGUUCCUAAACGAACAAUACAUACUAUCUUUAACCCCUUACUGCGUGUAAUAAAAAAUAUUUGUUUAAAUUUGAACUUGAAUAGCCGUCAAUAGAGUUGAAUAUCAUAUCCGCCAUAUACGGCUUCGUAUGCGGUAAAGCUUAGAGGAUAUAACCAAACGGAGACGCCUUGUCUGUUAUUUUCGGUACAAAACAUGCCGAUUUUUGCGGGGGAGGGGCUCGUCAAAUGUAUACGUAACGUAAAAAUAGCCAUGUCAGAUAAACGUCAGUCCAUACAAUGUGUAUGACCAUUGGACGCCUAUUUUCGACAGAGGGGAACGCCUGUUAAUGGCUACUCCGUUUGGUUAUAUCCUCUAAGCGGUAAAGGGUUAAAAACAGGAUUCCCGAAAAGUUUAACGUCGAACUUUACUUUUGAACAAGUUCUUUUAAUGGUAUUUGGAUUUUUUUUGUUCGUUGGUG
Cydia splendana is the source of this 3242-nucleotide messenger RNA. RefSeq names its product leishmanolysin-like peptidase (gene Invadolysin). Gene Ontology annotation, molecular function: metalloendopeptidase activity. The record is from RefSeq and is a predicted model, not a curated record. NCBI's taxonomy places the organism in Eukaryota, Metazoa, Arthropoda, Insecta, Lepidoptera, Tortricidae. Bases 141 to 2267 code for a protein of 708 amino acids. Gene Ontology annotation, biological process: proteolysis; cell adhesion. The transcript has 18 exons. Gene Ontology annotation, cellular component: membrane; cytoplasm.